AUGAGACAGGAGGUAACAUGCUUAAAGGAAACGGUCCAACAGCUACUGACAUCCCACUCUACCUUGAUAACUAGAGUAGAUCUGGCUGAAGAGCGUAACAGAUGCACCAAACUUAAGCUAAGGGGCAUCCCUGACUCCAUCAACAUUACCGAACUGCCCCAUUACCUCUGCCGCCUCACUAACAUGCUUCUCCCGCACAGUCAGGCGAAGAAAAUUUUAUUUGACGGAUUUUUUCGAAUCAAGAAGCCCAGGCAGGCACCAACCACGGCCUCUCAAGAUGUCAUUAUCCGUUGCCAAUCUCUGACGGACAAAAAUCGUAUUAUAGCUGCAGGUCGAGGAAAAACUCCAAUGACCUUUGAAUCAUCCCAGAUCUCCUAUCAAAAUCUGACAUGUAACACCUUACUGUGGCGUCGGUCAAUGGGCCCAGUGACACACCAGCUACAUCAAGCCGGCAUUGAUUACAGAUGGACAAUUCCCAGAGCCCUAACAGUAAACAAAGAGGGCACCAUACUGAGACUGUCCUCAUUGGACAAAGCGGAGCGCUUCCUCCAAGCACUGGGGAUUCCCCCUAAAUCCAGGCAACCAGCAACCUCCUUGGCCUCACCUUCCUGGGACCCUUCGUCCUCAGGGGUGGAGAAGAGAAAGGGACACUAA
Molecule: messenger RNA, 654 nt
Organism: Pelobates cultripes (western spadefoot toad)
Lineage: Eukaryota; Metazoa; Chordata; Amphibia; Anura; Pelobatidae
Source: the annotation of a GenBank genome assembly